This is a messenger RNA of Castor canadensis (American beaver), 512 nucleotides long. RefSeq names its product ATP synthase inhibitory factor subunit 1 (gene Atp5if1). Gene Ontology annotation, cellular component: mitochondrion. Gene Ontology annotation, biological process: negative regulation of ATP-dependent activity. Gene Ontology annotation, molecular function: ATPase inhibitor activity. The record is from RefSeq and is a predicted model, not a curated record. NCBI's taxonomy places the organism in Eukaryota, Metazoa, Chordata, Mammalia, Rodentia, Castoridae.
CAGGCACAGAAGCAAGUACGGCAGCGUCUCGGAAGGUGCUGCGCUAGUAGCAAUGGCUGGGACGGCGCUGGUGGCCCGGGCGCGGCUCGGCGUAUGGAGCGUGAGGGCCAUGCAAACCCGAAGUUUCGGCUCGGACCAGGCGGAUAAUAUUGACCGGAGCGCGGGCUCCAUCCGGGAAGCUGGUGGGGCCUUCGGAAAGAGAAGCAAGGCAGAAGAGGACCGGUACUUCCGAGAGAAGACUAAAGAACAACUGUUAGCCUUGAAGAAACAUCAUGAAGAUGAGAUCGAUGUUCAUGAGGAAGAGAUCAAACGUCUGCAGAAACAAAUUGAGCGGCAUAAGCAGAAGAUCAAAAACCUAAAAUAUAUUGAUUAAAUGCACGCAGUUCCCCAUAGAAUGGCACAUACCAUUGGCCACUUGUGUGUAGACAAAGUUCCUGUUCAAUUAAUACUUGGUCUGUGUGCUACUAACAUAAUAAAUUGUUAUCAGAGAAAUGAAUCUGAUGCCUUCUAGU